AUGGAUUUUAAUCCUUUUACAUCCAUAUCAGAUAGUGUUUCACUAUCUUCAUCGCAACUUCCCUUCUUUGGUGGUCAAGGCACCGAGGAUUCAAACUUUGGUGAAGACUCUCAAGCUAGUCGGAAAGAAAGAAGAACAUGGUCGCCAACAGACGAUGUUGUGCUCAUCAGCUCGUGGUUAAACACGAGCAAAGAUGCAGUAAUAGGGAAUGAGCAAAGGUUGCUUGCAUUCUGGAAAAGAAUUUCUGCGUGCUACAGUGCUAGUCCUAAGCUUGAUGGCUGUGAAAAGAGAGAGGCAUCGCACUGUAAGAAUCGGUGGCAGAAGAUCAAUGACGUCGUUUGCAAGUUUUGUGGUGCAUAUGAUGCAAGUACCAGAGAGAAGACCAGUGGACAAAAUGAGAAUGAUGUCCUGAAGCUAGCCCACGAAAUAUUCUUCACCAACCAUAAAAAAAAAUUCACCCUUGAGCAUGCUUGGAAAGAGUUGCGUAAUGAUCAGAAGUGGUGUGAGCUGUCUACAGCUAAAAAUGAUGGAAGCUCCAAAAAGAGGAAGUGUGGGGAUGUUUCACAUUCAGCAAGCUCUAAAGCAACUGAAGCAGAUUCUGUUGACGAUGAUGAAGCAACAAAUCGUCCCAAGGGUGUGAAUGCAGCAAAGGCCAGUUCUAAGAAGGCAAUGGCUGAUGGGAAAGAGCUGUCUGAGUUUCAGACAAUGUGGAGCUUCAAGAAGGAAGAUUUGGCUUUGAAAGAGAGGCUGUCAAAAAUGAAGCUACUUGACAGUCUCAUUGCUAAACAAGGACCACUACCGGAUUAUGAAGAGGCAUUGAAGAAGAAACUCAUUGAUGAGUUGAUGUCCAUUUAG
Messenger RNA from Brassica oleracea var. oleracea, 855 nucleotides. Its product is annotated as glutathione S-transferase T3-like. Bases 1 to 855 code for a protein of 284 amino acids. The transcript has 2 exons. NCBI's taxonomy places the organism in Eukaryota, Viridiplantae, Streptophyta, Magnoliopsida, Brassicales, Brassicaceae. The record is from RefSeq and is a predicted model, not a curated record.